CUCGUGAUUUUCUUGAUCUUCGCGAGGUCGAAUCGGAAUGUGUUGAUUUGAUUAUCGAGCUUCUACGCAUCUGCGAGGAUGAGAAUUUGCAUUACAACGAAGUAAUUUGCAGAAAAAAAAUCGUUUCAAAUUCAAAAAUAUUCUACCAUUAUGUUAACUUAAGUGCCGGUGAAGUGGGCUUUCGAUUGAUACAUAAGAACGCGGGUUCGACAUUCUCGGUGAGUUCGAAUCGCUCCACCGGAUCGGGGAAACCAUCCCCAGUCGAUUCCCAGCGAAGACAAAAUGACCAGCUUGGUGCAAACGUUGUUGAUACAGAGAAGCCAUCUGCUAGCAGCCGUAUGUCACCGGAGUAUCCAUCAGGCUGUGUCCCAUUACGGUUCUUCCGGGCCUCCGAAGCUGUCCCCAUAUGAUGUCAAUUGUAUACUCCGAGCCAACGAACACACGCAGGAUUUUGUGGGAGGAUCGGUCAAGUGUUAUGAUUCAAAUCAGUUGGCAUCGAACUCGCCCAUCGAGGACUCCCGCACGGAGGGGACAUGCGUGCAUACUUCGGGACUGUUGGUAGGGAUCUUCGACGGCCAUGGCGGUGCGGCUUGUUCGCAGGUGAUAAGCAAGCGUCUGAUGAGGUACAUUGCUGCUUCGUUGGUUCCACCGGAUGAUUUGAAGGUGCACAUCCAAAACGGGGCACAAAGUCAUUCAUUUAUCAACUGCCAUAAUGAUAAGUUGGAAUUCGUCAGCGAAAUUAAGGAUAUUUACGAACGGAGUUUCAACUUGUUUGCGAACGAACUGCUGAAUACGACGCUGGCCGGAUUCCAGAUGCAUCAGGUGCUGGAGAAUGCAUUCUUGCGAUUGGAUCAAGAUCUGUCGAAGGAAGCCAUUGAGCAUCCCAGUCUGAGGACGAUGUCGGUGGCCAUGAGCGGGGCGGUGGCUUUGGUGGCGCACAUUGAUGGGCCGCACUUGCACAUUGCAUCCGUUGGGGAUUGCAGUGCAGUGUUAGGUACAGUGACUGAUACAGGUCAAUGGAUCGUCAAGAAGCUCUCCACCGAGCACAACAGCGACAAUGUCGCCGAAGUCCGCCGCCUACUGAACGAGCAUCCGGCCACCGAGCGGGACACGGUAAUUCGUGGCGAACGGCUCCUCGGCCAGCUGGCCCCGCUCCGGGCCAUGGGAGACUUCCGCUACAAAUGGUCCCGGGAGCAGCUGGAGCAGUUGGUGGUUCCCCAAUUCGGCGAGCAAGUCAUCGCCCCGUACUAUCUCACCCCGCCUUAUCUGAGCGCAUGUCCGGAAAUUACCCACCACAUCCUUACGCCGCGCGACAAGUUCCUAAUACUAGCCAGCGACGGCCUGUGGGACACGAUGAGUCCCAUGCAAACAGUCCACCUGGUGGGAGAGCACAUGCACGGGAAGGCCUUCUUGCAGCCAUUGAAACUGCCCAAACACGAAGUGUCGCUCGGCGAGAUCAGCCAGAUGCUGAGCACCCGCAAGGCAGGCCUGCAGAAGAAACCGCUGGACCGGAACGCAGCUACCCAUCUGAUUCGAAACUCGCUCGGCGGUACCGAGUACGGCGUGGAACACUCGAAACUGUCGCAUAUGCUGUCCCUACCGCAGGAUAUUGUCCGGUUGUUCCGGGACGACAUCACCAUCACAGUGGUGUACUUCGAUUCGGAGUACCUGCGGAAUUGCCCCACCUAGCAGCAAGUGCCCCGGUUGCGAUGUACCAGCGGAUGACCGGUCGGCUGCGGUCGCAUUUAGUCAAUAGUCAAACGUGUGUCGAAUCGGCGGGCUCAGAUCCGCGCAGGAUGCUGGGCAGUUGUACAAUAGAUUAAUUUUAGGUAGCAUAACAAUACCAUUGACAGACCUUUCAAUAGUGUUUUCAGAUCUGUAUCUCAAAUGUUUUGAACUUUUGUUUUGUUUUAUUAUCCGGUAUCGAAACUAUUUACCUAGAUAUGUGCUGAAAUAACGAUUGACGAAAAUAAACAUCGCUGCAGAUUGAUAUUUUAUUGAACGAG
This is a messenger RNA of Armigeres subalbatus, 2006 nucleotides long. RefSeq names its product pyruvate dehydrogenase [acetyl-transferring]-phosphatase 1, mitochondrial (gene Pdp). The coding region runs from base 283 to 1689 and encodes 468 amino acids. The record is from RefSeq and is a predicted model, not a curated record. The transcript has 4 exons. Gene Ontology annotation, molecular function: [pyruvate dehydrogenase (acetyl-transferring)]-phosphatase activity; cation binding. Gene Ontology annotation, cellular component: mitochondrion. Gene Ontology annotation, biological process: protein dephosphorylation. Lineage: Eukaryota; Metazoa; Arthropoda; Insecta; Diptera; Culicidae.